Clonostachys byssicola is the source of this 1344-nucleotide messenger RNA. Lineage: Eukaryota; Fungi; Ascomycota; Sordariomycetes; Hypocreales; Bionectriaceae. The record is from the annotation of a GenBank genome assembly.
AUGGAAGCCGAUCCGCUCGCAGGAGUCGACCAGGUCCCAUGGUUCGACGUAGAUCAUGCUUACGGCGAGGCCACUGACCUACCGAAGAAUCUACGCCGUCUUCAAUCACCCGACAAAGACACCCGCCAGGGAGCCCUCUACACUCUGUAUGGGAGUAUUUGCCACCAGGGCAGCCGGUAUACAUCCACUCCUCUUGCCGUCCCAUUUCUAUACAGGCUCAUCGAACGCCCAGACACGCCAGAGCGAGGAGAACUGCUGCUGUUCUUGGCGUUCAUUGCCACUGGGCUCAACUCCGAUGAGCUUCCCCUAGGAACGGACGUCGCCCUCCAGCGCAAGCGCGUGGCUGAGCUUCGAGCAGAUCCCAACCGAGCUAAGAUCAUCAAGGAUGGCCUUGAUGAGUUUCUCGGUGAUACAAUCUCGGACGAAGACAAGGAGUAUGCGUUCAAGGGACAAAACAAUGAGUAUCUUAGGUCGUAUAUCAAAUCUCUGCGCGCUUCGGGAGUGCCGGAGGAUGAAGCGGAUUGGUGGUCCCCGGAAGUCAGGUCCUACAAUGUGGUUCAGGAUGGUCUUGACACUGCCUACCGCUGCCUAAAAGACGAGUCUGCCGAGGUGCGGACUUCUGCCGCGUAUCUGCUGGCCUGGUUCCCAGACAGGAUGAGUGAUAGCGAGCAACACUUGAUGGAGAUGCUCGACUCCGAACAAACUCCUGUAGCCCUAGCGACGGCGAUCAUCUCCUUGGCUACUCUGCAGGCGAUGAAGGAGGAUUUCUCCGAGACUCGCAUCGUCCAUCGUCUGAGAGAUAUUCAAUCUCGGAGCAGCUCUUGUCUUGUGACUUGGGCGAGCAGCUUCUCGCUCGUAAAACUUCGAGUCAAUACGGAGAAAGAGCUCACGGAGGUUAUGAAGUUAAUCACGGGUGAUGAUCAGUAUCCAGAGCGAUUGAAAGAAGAGUUGGAGAAGGAGAAGUUUCCCUUCCUCGAUGGCCGGCCAAGCGCGCUCACGAGUCUAGCUGCGAGGGAGCUGCAGCAUCUCAAGGGAUCGAAACACCCGGAGAUGGUCAAAAUUAUCGCAUCCGCAACCGCGUUCAGUCGCGGAAUGGACCUCGUCACGAUAUCAAGCGCUUUGUUGAAUAUUGCGUUUGAUGGGGUCAGGCCAGAUUCGGAGCCUGAUUUUGACGAUCUCAAUGAUCUUCAGCAAGAAGUGAUGCGGGCUCUUAACAAUACACUUGAGAAGCGUUUUGAAUUCGGAAAUUAUAUGAUGGUGCUGGAAUCGUGGAAUCUCCCGAGCAGGGCAGAGGACUUUAAGGUGUUCAUCAAACAUCCAGAUGCAUUCCAAAGCAGGUUAUAA